This is a messenger RNA of Dacryopinax primogenitus, 2410 nucleotides long. RefSeq lists its product as uncharacterized. Gene Ontology annotation, biological process: regulation of actin filament polymerization. Gene Ontology annotation, cellular component: actin filament; site of polarized growth; plasma membrane. Lineage: Eukaryota; Fungi; Basidiomycota; Dacrymycetes; Dacrymycetales; Dacrymycetaceae. Gene Ontology annotation, molecular function: actin filament binding. The record is from RefSeq and is a predicted model, not a curated record. The transcript has 11 exons. Bases 28 to 2310 code for a protein of 760 amino acids.
CACAUCGACCACAACGACCACCCAAUCAUGUCUCUCCAGCUGAACCUUAAUUCGCCCGAAAUUACCGAGGCGUAUAAAGAGGUUCUCAACGGUGAUCCGAGUACGAAUUGGGUGUUGUACACCUACGAAGGAAGGAGCAACGAUCUCAAGGUCCAAGACACGGGAAGCGGCGGCUUGGAGGAGCUCGAAGACUCAUUUAAUGAUGGCAGGAUUCAGUACGCGUAUGUUCGCGUCAAAGAUCCCAAUUCCGGAUUGACCAAGUUCGUCCAAAUCAACUGGUGUGGUGAUGGUGUACCAGAGUCCAGAAAAGGACUCUUCCACACGCACUCUGCCACACUUACCGACUUCCUCAAGGUCGUCCAUGUCCAAGUCGCAGCACGCAGUGAUGCCGAUGUUGAUCCGGAUAACAUCAUGAAACGUGUUGCCGACUCCUCCGGGUCUAAGUACUCAGUGCAUGCGGAACAAGCAAAGGCCCCCGAACCAAUUGCGCCCAUUCGAGGGAGCGGAUACCAGCCUAUUGGCAAAGUGGAUAUCGGCGAACUGCGCAAAGGCGCCAAACCUGCAGAGCCCAUUGCUCCGAUCAGGCCUGCAUAUCAGCCUGUGGGAAAGGUCAACAUCGACGACCUCAGGCAAGGGGCCAAGCCGGAGGGACCGAUUGCUCCCGUACAGGGUAGCGGGUAUCAAACUGUCGGGCGGGUUGAUAUCGACGACCUCCGCAGAGGCGCAAGGCCAGAAGAGCCAAUUGCACCAGUCGUCGGCUCUGGGUACCAGGCUGUGGGCAGAGUUGAUAUUGCUGAGCUCAGAAGAGGUGCCAGACCGGAACAGCCUCCUGCGCCCGUUAUUGGGAGCGGUUACCAGCCAGUGGGCAAAGUUGACAUCGCCGAACUCAGGCGAGGCGCGAAGCCUGAUGUUCCCAUCGCACCUGUGGGUACUGCUUACACACCAGCCCGCGAUGAGCUCGCCAACUUCAAAAACCUUGCCAAUCCCCCACCACCUCCAGCUGCUCCUCGUCCCACGCCACCUGCAGCGUCGCGCCCUGUGCCUCCUGCUGCACCGAGACCUGCGGCUGGUGGUUUCGACCCGAGACCCGUCAUAGCAACGCAUGCUCCAGCCCCGCGAUCUCCGGCUCCUACGAAGCCAGCUGAAGACGAUCGUAUUGGACCUGUAGGCACCGCGUAUACACCCGUCUCUCUGCCUGCUCCGAGGAAGCUCGUGAAUCCCUUCGCGAAUCGCAUGCAACAGGAAGAGAAACCAGUCGUUCAGUCCCCGACUCACACCGGCCCCAAGAAGCUCACUUGGAGCGAGCGCCAAGCUCUUGCAAAGAAGCAGCAAGAGGAAGAAGAUGCUCGCACGAGGAGCCUUGCGCCACAGACGACGUCUUCCUCAGGCAGGGUGGCUGACACCGUUGUUGCUGGCCCUGGUGUUGCCGUUAGUGGGGUCAGGAGCGCUAUGCAUGCACUUACAGACGCGGUGUCGGGGACUGUAUCCCCUCCUCCCCCUCCCCCUGCCGCGCCCAGGCCGCCCUUGCCUGGGCGUCAGGAGACGGCCGAGCCAGAGGAGGAAGAAUGGCCAGAGCACGAGGAUGCUGGACCUCCUAUGCCUACCUCGGUUCCUGCGGCUCCACCACCGCCACCUUCCGCACCUCGUCCUAUGGCAGUCGUGGAACCCGAGGAAGAAGCCGCUCCUCCUCCUCCUCCGCCCCCGCCGCCGCCGCCUCCCCCUCCUGCACCUCCUGCACCGGAGGAACUCGAGAAUGUUACGACUCAGGUCGCCACUAUGCAAGUUGCGGAAUCGCAUCCGGCUGGACCGAGAGCCAAGGUCAUGUUCUCUUACGAAGCCGCGGAGGGCAACGAGGUCGACUUGGUGGAAGGCGAGGUCAUCUACGGUGUUGAACAGCUAGAUGAGGGUUGGUGGUCUGCCACCACCGCAGAGGGCAAGACCGGGCUGUUCCCAGCAAACUAUGUGGAGCUCAUAGAGGACGAUGCCGAAACGGAGGCAACCGCACCCCCACCCCCACCGCCUCCGCCUCCGCCUCCCCCGCCGGCUGCCGAACCGGUUUAUGAGGAGCCAGCGCCGCCAGCUCCCCCUCCCCCUCCUCCCGCAGCCAGUCGUCCGGUCGCUGCUGAGCCAGCUAAGCCAUUUGCCAUUGCGCAGUACGAAUACGAGGCCGCGGAGGAGAACGAAAUAUCCUUCGCCGAAGGUCAGAAGAUCACUGAUCUGGAGUUUGUAAGCGAUGACUGGUGGUCUGGCCGAGUUGAGGGGGGUCCGACCGGUCUCUUCCCUGCGAACUACGUCGAACUUCACGAAUGAGAGGGACCAAAGACGGCCUUUACUAACCGCCGGAGGCACGUGAGGGCCUUUUGCUAAGGAUACAUGCCUGUUUAGCUAGUAAAUUACACAUGUUGACAAC